Aspergillus aculeatus ATCC 16872 is the source of this 1545-nucleotide messenger RNA. Its product is annotated as M18 family aminopeptidase. Gene Ontology annotation, biological process: proteolysis. The record is from RefSeq and is a predicted model, not a curated record. Gene Ontology annotation, cellular component: fungal-type vacuole. The transcript has a single exon. Lineage: Eukaryota; Fungi; Ascomycota; Eurotiomycetes; Eurotiales; Aspergillaceae. Gene Ontology annotation, molecular function: metalloaminopeptidase activity; zinc ion binding. The coding region runs from base 1 to 1545 and encodes 514 amino acids.
AUGGCCAAGAAGAGCUUCAUUGAGCUUCGAGAAGCCGCUCUGGCCCAUCGUCCAGCCUCCCAGACCGACCCGCUCCCCGACCAUGUCUAUCCCACGCGAGCAACCACGGUAUCACCUUCCUCCACCACCUCCUUCGAUCCGAGUGCAUACUCCCAGCCGUAUUGUGAUUUUAUGACCGCGAACCCGACCAUCUUCCACGCCGUCGAUGCCUUCACUGCCCAGCUCGAAAGCGAAGGGUACAAGCGCCUGCAUGAGCGCGAAUCCUGGACGAACAAGCUCGUGCGUGGUGGGAAAUACUACUGCACGCGGAACUCCAGCGCCUUCAUCGCCUUCUCCGUCGGCAAGGAGUACAGGAGCGGCAAUGGCGUGGCGAUCGUGGCCGGACACAUCGACGCCCUCACCGCCAAAUUGAAGCCGGUGUCGAAGCUGCCCACGAAGGCCGGGUUCGUGCAGCUCGGCGUGGCGCCGUACGCCGGGGCCCUGAAUGAGACCUGGUGGGAUCGGGACCUCUCGAUCGGCGGGCGAGUGCUCGUGCGCGACCCCAGCAGUGGAAAGAUCGAGUCCAAGCUGGUGAAGCUGGACUGGCCCAUUGCGCGCGUCCCCACCCUGGCGCCGCACUUCGGCGCCCCCAGCCAGGGCCCCUUCAACAAGGAGACCCAGAUGGUGCCCAUCAUCGGCGUCGAUAACUCGGACCUCUUCUCCACGUCCGCCAACACCCCGUCCGCCUUUCAGCCCGGCAGCUUCGCCGCGACGCAGCCCGAGAAACUGGUCCGCGUGAUCUCGCGCGAGCUCCAGAUCCACGACCCCAACACGAUUGUCUCGUGGGAACUGGAGCUCUACGACAGCCAGCCGGCCCAACUUGGGGGCCUGGAGAAGGACCUGAUCUUCGCGGGCCGCAUUGACGACAAGCUCUGCUGCUACGCGGCGCAGGAGGCGCUCCUGGCCUCGCCGGACUCCACCUCGUCGGCCUCGAUCAAGAUGGUCGGCAUGUUCGACGACGAGGAGAUCGGCAGUCUGUUGCGCCAGGGCGCGCGCUCCAACUUCAUGUCCAGCAUCAUCGAGCGCAUUACCGAGGCCUUCGCCGACCCGGCCGCCGCCUACGGCCCCAACCUCCUCUCGCAGACCGUCGCCAACAGCUUCCUCGUCUCCUCGGACGUCAUCCACGCCGUCAACCCCAACUUCCUCAACGUCUACCUCGAGAACCACGCCCCGCGCCUCAACGUCGGCGUCGCCGUCUCCGCCGACUCCAAUGGCCACAUGACCACCGACAGCGUCAGCCACGGCUUCAUGAAGCGCGUCGCCGACAAGUGCGGCGCCACCCUCCAGGUCUUCCAGAUCCGCAACGACUCCCGCAGCGGCGGCACCAUCGGCCCCAUGACCAGUGCCCGCAUCGGCAUGCGCGCCAUCGACAUGGGCAUCCCCCAGCUCAGCAUGCACAGCAUCCGCGCCACCACGGGUAGUCUGGAUCCCGGCCUGGGUGUUAAGCUGUUCAAGGGCUUCUUCGAUCACUUCGAGGAGGUGGAUGCCGAGUUUGCGGCCUUCUAG